Artibeus jamaicensis (Jamaican fruit-eating bat) is the source of this 1531-nucleotide messenger RNA. Its product is annotated as N-formyl peptide receptor 2-like. Gene Ontology annotation, biological process: complement receptor mediated signaling pathway; phospholipase C-activating G protein-coupled receptor signaling pathway; positive regulation of cytosolic calcium ion concentration. The transcript is spliced from 2 exons. The coding region runs from base 103 to 1119 and encodes 338 amino acids. The record is from RefSeq and is a predicted model, not a curated record. Gene Ontology annotation, cellular component: plasma membrane. Lineage: Eukaryota; Metazoa; Chordata; Mammalia; Chiroptera; Phyllostomidae. Gene Ontology annotation, molecular function: N-formyl peptide receptor activity; complement receptor activity.
CCAUCAAUAAAGUAUCUGCUGAAGCUGCUGCAGCCUGAGUUACUCCACUGGAAGCCGAGAACUGGUCACAGGAACAGGAUCUGAGCUGGUGGUGUGGACAAGAUGGGAAAUGACUACACGUCUCUGCAUAUCUUCACAUUGGUGAUGCAAGGAAUCAUCUGUGUCCUCAGCAUCCUAGGCAAUGGGCUUGUGAUCUGGGUGGCUGGAUUCCGGAUGGCACGCACAGUCACCACCUUGUGUUACCUGAACCUGGCCUUAGCCGACUUCCUCUUUGCUGCCACUCUGCCAUUCUUCAUGGUUGUAAGUGCCAGGAAAGGACAAUGGCCUUUUGGCUGGCUCCUGUGCAAGUUAAUUAACUUCUUGGGGGACACAAACCUGUAUGCAAGUGUCUUCCUCACUGCCUUCAUUGCUCUGGAGCGCUGUAUUUGUGUCUUGUGUCCAGUCUGGGCCCAGAACCACCGCACUGUAAGUCGGACUAUAAAGGUGAUCAUUGUACCUUGGAUUCUUGCAGCAGUCCUUAACUCGCCAGUCCUCAUCUUCUUUACUACACAAGAGCUUCAAGAAAACAAUGUAUACUGUGGCUUUGACCUUGAAAUCUGGGGGAACAUCACUGAAGAAGAGAAGGUGCACAGAUGGCUCACCUCAGUAAAAACCAUAGGGAUCAACCGCUUUGUUGUUGGCUUCACAUUCCCAAUGUCCAUCAUCGCUAUCUGCUAUGGUCUUGUUGUUGUGAAAAUCUGCAAAACAGGCAUAACUAAUUCCCGUCGUCCCUUCUGGGUCCUGACUGCUGUGGUGGCCUCCUUCUUCAUUUGCUGCUUCCCCUUUCAACUGUGUCUUCUUCUGUUUGUAGUUUGGGCCAAAGAGAUAGUGCUUGAAGACAAGCACAAAAUCCUUUUUUACCUAAUGCCCCUAACAAGUCUCCUAGCCUUCUUCAACAGCAGCAUCAACCCAAUACUCUAUGUCUUCCUGCGCAAGGACUUUCAAAAGAAAGUGAUCCACUCCCUGCCAGCCAGCCUGGUCAGGGCCCUAACCAAGGACUCAGCCUUGACCAGUGACAUAACAACCAAAUCUGUUUCACCUCCUACAGAGACCAAUUUACAGAACAUGAGAGGUGAUUGAGCAUAUCAUUGCACUCUGCCAGUAUUAAGCCUGGAAUUAGAUAAAAGUAGCCAAGAGGAACCCGAGGCAGGCUCCAGACUGUCUCAGCAAGGAAGACAGAAAGUACAGAAAGUACAAAGAGUGCUGAACAAGAUAAACCGCCUUGUGCAUGACCUUGUCUUUGCAGAAAAGUAUCCAUUGUUGCAAGCAGAGAACAUAGCCAUGUGUGUUCUCUCGAGAUAGCCAAUUGCUAAUAGCUACGUCUGCUUCUGUAUUUGCUUGCUUGCUCACCCCAAUAAAAACCCUAGGCUAUAAGCGCCAGGCGCGACUCUCAUUUGCAGCCAUUUUGGCACCGUGUCUCCGGACACCCCGAGAGUUCGCCCCUGCGCAGGUAAAACUUUGGCCAAUAAAGUUCCAUCUUAAACUCCUGAAA